UUCCCACGUUGCGUUGUUACACAGUGACUCUGCAUGAAGACGACUCCACCCUUAUCAGAACCCAGACCCGUUACAAGUACAGAGUGAUUCCAGAUGACAACAUUUAAUGGAGUUCAAGUCUCCCCUACAGAAGCCUCAGAGCUUGAAGAGAGAAACUCCUCGGUAUCGGGCAGUGACGCCGAGAACGAUGACGCCGGCACUGUAGAUACUCUCGACGACAAUGGGAAUCCAAGCAAGAAGAGGAAACGAUCUUUAAAGAUCUCCUGCGAGCUCUGCAAGACAAGGAAGGUCAAAUGCGACCGCGUCGAACCUGCCUGUGGCUGGUGUGCACGCAACAAUCGAAUAUGCGUCUACAAAGAACGACAGAAACCCGGCCUUCGUGUAGGCUAUGGCCGCGAGCUCGAGGAGAAAAUCAACCGCCUCGAAGCCCUUCUCCAGGUCAUGGGCCGUCGGCUCGAAGAGCAUAUUGUCGACCAUAGCGACGGCUCACAACACCGACCAACUCCUCUGCGCUUGACCUCUCAACCAAUGCAGUAUUCAACAAGUUACUCGCAGAAUGACCCACGUCCGUCAAGCGCCAGUAUGGCUUCUCAAGACACUCCCACUGCCGACCCUCGUUGGGUUCCGUCCAAUGCCUACGAACGCAUGCAAUAUCCUCCCCGUGCUCAGGAUGCCAUGUCCAUCCGCUCGGUUGUUGAUACGAGUGGUCACGAUCUAGCCUCUCGGAGCGACAGAGCAGCCUCGACAGCAUGGUACCCAACUUCAACUCCUACAGCGUUGAUUCCUGAAUCGGAGCUUCCUCCAUAUGAUCUACUGUACACUCUAGUGGACUUGUACUUCAAGCACGUCAAUCCAUGGUCCCCAAUUCUCGACCGCAAAGCUACCUUGGACGCCUUUUUCGGUUCCCAGUCCAUGGACGAAGCAGACCGAGUGCUUAUGCACGCCGUCGUUGCCACAACCUUACGAUUUUCCAAGGACCCACGCUUGACCCCAGAGUCACGAACACAAUUCCACGACAUCUCACGGCAGAAAAUCACGCUCUACGCACUUGAUAAUCCCAAUGUACGCGCCCUCCAAGCCCUAGUCAUCCUGUCUGUCGAUAUUCUGGGAACCUCAAACGGCCAGCAGGGCUGGAAUCUGCUCGCCCUGAUCGCACGGAACGUUGUCCAACUAGGCCUCGAGGUCGAAAAGGGCGCAUACCUCGAAUCUUCCACCGCGUACCCGUCUGCAACACUCCUUGAAGCAUCGCAGCCUAAGUCGUGGAUCGAGAGUGAAGAACGACGGCGAUUAUGCUGGAUGACGUUCGUUCUCGACCGCUACGCCACAGUCGCCACAGCCGACGCUUUUAUCUUGGACGAACGGGAAAUGGACCGCUGUCUCCCUUGUCGAUACGACCUGUUCUCCCGUAACGAGCCCGUCGAAACGCGAUGGCGCCGUCGAACCGCCUUACAAGCCGAGAUGAUCGUCAACAAGCCCGAAAAUUUGGGUAGUUUCUCAUACCAUUGCGAGGUGCUAGGCAUUCUUAGCCGCAUCCAUCGCUUCCUGCAUCAACCACUCGACAUUACUCGCCACCCGGACAUUCAGCACUGGCGCGAAACCUACCGCGAACUCGACGGCGAAUUGAAUAACUGGUUACAGAACCUGCCUGGAGAGUAUGGCAAGAUCUCGCAACUAUGCCACUCGGACCCAGGAAGCCGGAUCUCCAAUUGGAUCAUGCUUCACGCUGCUUUCGUGACAUCCGUCAUCCGCCUGCACUCGUCGGCGGCGUAUCCGACCAUCAAAUCUCCUGUGUUUACGCCCUCGUACCAUGCUAUUCAGCGGUGUCUAGGGGCAGUGGAGAGUCUGCGGGAAAUAGCGCAGGAUGUGCUUAACACCGGCAUGCUCUCUCUGCUGGGCCACCCUUUUGCGUUCGCACUCUGGGUGUCCGCAAGAGCUUUGCUCGUGCACGCCGCGACCAUGGAGUGUGAAAUCGAUCCGAAAAUCACCUUCUUCAUAUCCACGCUGGAACAAAUGGGCCAGCAUUGGCAGGUUGCAAGAGAAUAUGCUCGAAUACUGAACAACGUUGUGCAAGAAGGUAGUACCGGGUCCGGCAGGACAUUUACCGCCAUGAGAAGAACGGCAUACGAGUUGAAUAUCUUGAUCUCCAAGGGUCCUCGAUCUGUCCUUGAUCCUGUAACGACGCACACUGCGCCACAGAACGAGGUCGAGUACCUUGAGAUCUUCGACUUCUUCAACUAUCCCCGCUUGAACGCCAUCGCUGGCAACGGGUUUGAUCCUGCUGUGGUGGUUUCUCCAGCUGGUGGUCCUCCAACUCAACAACAGCAGCCGUUCCGAGCCACUCCGGCAUUCGCCAUCCCGAAUCCAGAGUCGGAUUGGUUGAUAUUCAAGCCGCCGUACGAAUAGUGAAGUGGGUGUCAACUGUAGUGUUAUAUGUAUGAGAUAUCAACCGAGACUCUUGCUGUUGUUCGCAAAAUAUGCUUUCCGUGC
Molecule: messenger RNA, 2487 nt
Organism: Exophiala viscosa
Lineage: Eukaryota; Fungi; Ascomycota; Eurotiomycetes; Chaetothyriales; Herpotrichiellaceae
Product: fungal-specific transcription factor domain-containing protein
Exons: 3
Coding region: 94-2403 (769 amino acids)
Biological process (GO): DNA-templated transcription; regulation of DNA-templated transcription
Cellular component (GO): nucleus
Molecular function (GO): DNA-binding transcription factor activity, RNA polymerase II-specific; DNA binding; zinc ion binding
Source: RefSeq, a predicted model, not a curated record